GAUUUUGUUUGGAGGUAAACAUCACGUGAGAAAAAAAUAGAUUUAAUGAAGAGAUUGUGUUAAUUAACAUAAACACUAUAAACACGAGAUGAGUUAUAUGGUCAUUUUCUUCUAGUCAGUCCACUGAAGUCUCAUAACUCCUGAACACGAGUUAGAUUAAUCUUGUAGCCGGAAGUUGUCAUCAUAGCUCUGCCACUCCAUUAAAACCAUAACAAGAAUAGCUAAGUGUAUGUUGUCUAGGCGAGUCUCCUAGCAACAGGAUGAAUAUUUUGUAACUCUUCAGCUCCUGAAAUCAACAUCUGACCUUAAAUUUAAUGUUACAAGAAAUGUAUCGCUUGUUUUUAUUUUCAAUCAGCCUUACAGAUCUUACAUAAGUAUCAACAAAUAGUAAAACAUAAACGAGAUAUAUACUUAUCAAAUUGUGAGGCAUACCUUUACGUAAAGUCUUGAGGUACAAAGGAUUACUAAAAUGAAAUCUACCGCGAGACGCCAUGAGUUAUCGAUGUGUACUACCCCUAAUGAUGAUCAGAUUUCCAAAAAUAAUUCAAAAGACUCUAUCUCUAUUUCUAAGCCGCCCCUGUCGAUGAAACCAGCUUCCGAAUACCGGAAAGUCCCGUUUAAACUUAGCUCAGACAUCAGAAGGGCACGCGAGCAAUCCACGCCCUGUUCAUCGUCAUCCUCGGAUCACUCAUCGUCGACGAAAGACGAGAGCACGGCGGAAAAUGACACGGCGAAGCAGGAACUUGGGACCGGAAGUGCCGAAAGUAAGAAAAACGCCCACCUGAAGAAGGUCAAGCAAAUUUUCGAGGCCUCGACCUCUUCGGAAACAUCCGCGCCCAGCACGUCACGAAUCAAACCCGGCAAAUCCGUGACGAUUCAAGGUUUGCAGGAGCUGUUGCACAAACAGAUGGGGAGCAGUGCUGGGAAGUCUGAGGAUUACAAAAUCCGGAAACAGCACCGUUCUAAAAGCCGCACCGGGAAGGGACUGACGAGUUUCGCCAGCGCCGCGGUGCGAAAGAGGAGCCGCUCCAGAUACUCAAGCGCAAUAAAACGCAGCGCAAGAAUGUUGUCGCCCAGCAAGAAGGAGCGGCCGUACAGGCAGUGGUUAGGUGUCUCGAACUGCGUCACGCGGGAUAGCAAAUUCAUCAUCUCGUCGACGCAGUUUCGGCGUGAUUUCACGGGAAAAGGCAAUCGGGGUGAAACGUCUUCUUCGGCGUUAAGUCGUUCUCCAGCUGUUGUAGAUCCGGAAGUGACAUCGGACACGGGGAGGGUGACACCAAACUUGGUAAAGGCGGAGAAUGAAAGUGGCGCGUCUUUAAAGGGAAAGAACAGAGUAGGAAAAGAUAAUAUAAAGGUUGCUGCUGAUGUGGAUGAAUCUAUGUCAAAAUCAAUUCCAGAGAUUGCUGAUAAAGACAAGGUGCCUGUCCAUGCUCUCCAGGAGCCUGCCUAUAAAUCGUUGGUCAGCCCUUCUGUUGAUAGAUCUGGCACUAGGUUAGGUAAAGUACGAACACCGGAGACAGCAAAAGAAAAUAAACAUUCAAAUACUAUACAACACGAAUAUGUAAAUAUUGUUGAUCGAAAAAUAGCCAACAUAGAGAGUAGUAUGAUAGAGGGCCCAGCUUUGGAGGAGGAUUCGGCAACAAUUUCAGAUACAGCUACCGUGAAACUACCCUCUAGAUCUCAUCAUCGGAAAAAGGAUAGAAUCUCCCGCGUCCAUAAGUGUCAUAAGAUUCCGACCCCGUGUAAUUUAGGCAGUGAAUCUGAUUGCAGUGAUAGACAGGAAUUUAUUUUCCCGGAAAAAUCAGGCCGGGUUGACUCUGUCCUGGCAGGCACUCAAGUAACGUUAGCCUGUUCAAACACGCUGGAAAGGUCAACGCCUCUACGAGGGCUUACGCCACACAAAAUCUCCGUCCACGAAUCAAUUUUGAUUGGUGGAAAUGAACCACCAUUAGCUCGACAAAUAAGCCGCCCAGGGUCGGUAAGCUUACGUGUGCGGCCGGAGACGCCCUGCCAAACAGAGGCAGCUGCGCUCCGUGUCGCAUGUACACCCGAGCAAACAGAAUUACCUGGAGAAGUGGGGGUACCUGACAAGGCAUGUUUAAACAACACUUUUCCUGAAAAUACAGGUUUAAUUAAACACACCCAUUCACCUGAAAAUACGGGUAUUACUGAACGCGUACGUUUACCUGAAAAAUCAGAUUUAAAAAAGCAAAUUAUUUUUCCCGAAAAGGCUGAUUUAACUAAGCAAAUUGAUAUAGCCAAUAAGGAAAACAUCAGUUGUCCUGAAAAAGCACGUUUAACGGGAGUCAUCAUUUCUCCUGAAAAUGGAAGUUUAAAUAAACAUAAAUCAGAUUUUAUUGAACAAAUUUGCCUACCUACAAGGGUAGAUUUAGCUGAUCAAAUUAAUAUUCCUGAUAAGGCGGUUUCACCUGAAAAUACGGAAUUAACUGAAAAUAUAGGUACUACAGAACACAUCAAUUUACCUGAAAAUGCAGGUUUAACUGAACACAUUAGUUUACCUGACAAAUCUGAUUUAAAUGAGCAAAUUAGUCUACCUGAAAAGACAGAUAUAAUUGGGGAAAGGGGUCUACCUGAUAAAGCGGGCUUAAGUGAACAUGUCAGUUCGCUUGAAAUAGCAGGGGGAAAUGAACUUGUGGGUUUAACUGAAGAGAUAUCGCUAUGUAAUCAAAGAAAAUCAAAUAAACAACUUCCCGGGGGAAAAACUAGCCCCGUGCUCAAACCCAAAUCAUCAGAGCCUGCUGCUGACCAGGUUGAUAGGGAGACCACGGACAGUCUUAGCUGGGUGGAGAAAUGGUUGGAAGAUGGCGUGGAAGAUAUGGUUGUGCCUGAAUCCCAGUCUAUCAAUGAUGUACAUAAAGUGGGGAAACAUUCAACGACAGAAUUGUCUCAGACAUCUACAAUGAAAGACAACUCGGCUGUUGAAGCUUUGAAUUCUAGUGCAAGUUUAGGGCUCUCCGCCAAGCUAUGUAACCAUGCGGGUUUAGCGGAGGAAGAAUCGAUUGCAGUAAGCUCCCCUGAAUCUUUCUCCAUUGAGGAUUUUUCCACAAAAGACGAAACAAAAAGCCGUGGUGAUCGAGGUUGUGUAGAAACUGUGCAGCCAAGACCUGGUGAAAAUCUUGAGAACUCGGACAGAUGUCUUGAAGACUGUCGGGCGGCCUCGUCGAAUAGGUACUCGUCUUCAGAGACCAGCCACGUCGAUGGCUUCACGAGCCCGGAAUUCAAAAAAAUGGCUCACUCCGUCAGCCCUAGGGUUCAGCGUCAGCCUCACAGCAAGGGACCCCUGCUCCGUACGGCUGUGCGUGCCCGUUACCGAUCCUACAACACCCUCCCCGCCUAUAGAAGAUUCCCCUCACACGCUUACACUCGACCUGGGAAAAACAUAGAAACCGUCAACUCUCCCGGCCUGCAAAACUUUCUCACAGAUAAAACCCCGCCGUCGUUACCAAAUAAAUCUCUCUACAUGCAACGAAAAAGUAAAAUGAAAAAUGACGCUCCGAGUAUGAAUUAUUUAACGAAAACCACCAAACCGCCUCAUUUUAGCAGGUGUUCCAUUUCGCCAACGUGCAUAGUUCAGGCUCCGAACACUGUAAGCCUCCUGAGCGAGAGUCUGCAGGGGCUUUCCGAGAGCUCAGAUGAAAGCCCACAGAUGGAGGUCAGCCAGUUGUCUAGAUACGCAGACGUCGGGCAGUCUUCAACGCAAACAGAAACCGGUCUUGGACGUUCAUCUAAGCUGAGCAAACUUCUCCAGAAGAUGAAUCGGUCGAAAAAACUGCAGCACAGCGGCCGUUAUAAACGUGUUCAGGCGAUUGUUGAUUUUAUGGGAACACUUCCGGGUCAAUUGAGUUUUGAGAAAGGUCAAAUAAUUCAACAGCGAUUGGCGGACUCCAUGAGUGGAAUGAGCUACGGCUACUAUAGGAUCGGCAGACUGAAGAAAAAACGAAAAGGGUUGUUUCCUUCUAGCUGUGUCAUCGACUGCCCUCACACAUCCUUCAACCAUUGAAGUCAAUAAACAACCUAAUACCAUCACA
Physella acuta is the source of this 4049-nucleotide messenger RNA. RefSeq lists its product as uncharacterized. The record is from RefSeq and is a predicted model, not a curated record. Gene Ontology annotation, molecular function: protein binding. Lineage: Eukaryota; Metazoa; Mollusca; Gastropoda; Physidae.